UAAUAAAAAAUCAAAUGAUAAGACUUAAAAAUUGAUAACAUUAAAUAAUGGUGAAUCGCAGCUCUUUGAGAUAUUUCUCAAUAUAAUUAUUUAGGCAUUAGGCUGAAUCGCCGAAUGAUUUUUUUUUUUGUAAACGUUAUUAUACAUGAUAAACAUAUUAUUUAGUUCAAUUUAAAUCCUACACUUUAACAAUAUAAACAAAUUUUCAAUUAUCAAGUUUUAUUGUGUUAAAAUUUACGCAUCAUAAUUGUAUUUCGUGUUUUAAAGUCGUUGAGCACAAUGACAACUUUAGUUUAAAUAAAUAAUGCAGCAAAUAGUUACUACUGGUAGACUGAUUUCUCGUGCUCUAUGGAAUGGCUUCACAAAUUUGGCACCUUCAAAUUCUGAACACGUAAAUAAGAAACGUGAGCCUUCAUUCCUAUAUGCUGUAUGUGGUUUUCCCAAGGAAUCUUCACGUAAACAUCCUCCAAUUAAAGGAAAAUUUGGAGAUGAUGCUUGGUUUUCUGCAAAAGGAAAAGCAACUGAUGUACUAGGCGUAGCUGAUGGUGUUGGAGGUUGGCGCCAUUAUGGCAUUGAUCCAGGCGAGUUUUCAAGUUUUCUAAUGACAACAUGUGAAAGACUUGUAUCUUUGGGAAAAAUUAAGCCAAAUGAACCAAAUAAAUUAUUAGCUCAAAGUUAUUACGAGUUACUUGAAAAUAAACAACCAAUUUUAGGAAGUAGUACAGCAUGUGUAGUAGUGCUAAAUAAAGAAACCUCCAGUAUUUAUACAGCUAAUAUUGGUGAUAGUGGUUUUAUGGUGGUUCGUGGAGGACACGUAGUCCAUCGUUCUGAAGAACAACAACACUAUUUCAAUACUCCCUAUCAAUUAUCAGUUCCACCUCCUGCUCAUAGUGGUCAAGUACUAAGUGACAGCCCAGACUCAGCUGAUACUUCAGAUUUUGCUGUUGAGAAUGGAGAUGUCAUUCUUUUAGCUACUGAUGGAGUUUUCGAUAAUGUUCCUGACCAUUUGUUGUUAAAAGAAUUAAGUAAAAUUGAAGGAGUUCGUGAUCCUACAAAAUUGCAAUGUGCCGCUAACACAAUUGCAUGGAUGGCUAGAAUAUUAGCAUUUGAUAGGUCUUUUUUAUCACCGUUUGCACUUUCUGCUCAAGCUAAUGGAAUCAAUACUGUCGGUGGAAAACCAGAUGACAUCACUGUGCUUCUAGCGACCAUUGCUAUAUGAAUGUGUAUGAAAAAAUAUUAAAACUAGAUUGAAAUUAUACUUGUUAGUGAGCAGCUAGCUGUUUUUUUUAAAAAUUACACCAUAAAUAAUAUAUCUACAGUCAGUGAACUGUUUUAGUGUAAAAAGUAUAUAGAAACUACAUAUUUAACGAAAUGAACAAGUGUGUUGCUUAUUACAAUGUUUUUGCACUUUUGAUAUGCAUAAACAAUUUUUUAAUUAAUAAAAAAAAAAAAUGUUUAUCAGAUUAUAUGUAAAUAUGAUUGUAUAUAAUAUAAAUAAUUUAAAUUUAAUAAAAUGAGUUUUUAUAAUAUUUACUUAAUAAGUAACUGAUAUUAUAUAGAUAUAUAAUUAUUUUUAUAA
Messenger RNA from Aphis gossypii (cotton aphid), 1579 nucleotides. RefSeq names its product protein phosphatase PTC7 homolog. The transcript is spliced from 4 exons. NCBI's taxonomy places the organism in Eukaryota, Metazoa, Arthropoda, Insecta, Hemiptera, Aphididae. The record is from RefSeq and is a predicted model, not a curated record. The coding region runs from base 305 to 1219 and encodes 304 amino acids.